UGAUUCUCCUUUGCCUGUGUCAUCGCGUGUGUGUUUUGUAAAGUUCCAUGAUCCUGACUCAGCAGUUGUGGCCCAGCAUCUGACAAACACUGUAUUCGUUGACAGAGCGUUGAUAGUCGUACCAUAUGCAGAAGUUCUUUUCCCUGGUUCAGCCUGAACUAUAUACCAGGCCCUGCUGAAAAUACCACCCAACAGUUUUCUUCUGCAGCUUAUCCAGUUUCUCUUAAGUGCCCUGUACAUAUUUGAAGCAGCCGACACGAGUCGUUGUUCAUAAAACAGCUUUUGAAAGUUGAGAGCACACCCCUGGAGAACCGACUGUGCUUGCUUACGUUUGGUUCAUGACUUAAAAAUCGAGUACAGGUGAUGAAAUCUUGGCAGUGUUAACAAAAAAGUAGUGUGUAUUGUGCUAUUUUUUUGCUCUAGAAACUUAACCAUUUGUAGAGAAAAAGGAACAGUCAAAUUUUCACCCAUUGAAGUUUCAUUCUGACAAAAAAAAAAAAAAAUUAAUGAUAAAUAUUAAUAGACAUCGAGCUUUGUAUUUUAGCCAACAUAAGUACUUUCAACAAACUCAGGUGGUGUAUCAGGGAGACAUUUUCUGGGUGUAUUUGUGUAUUUUCUGCCUCGGAAAGGAAUGCUCUCUAAUGCCAGGCUGUUUCUCUGCAGGAGUUAUUCCUGAUGAGACUAAGGCUUUGUCUCUCUUGGCACCAGCUAACGCCGUGGCAGGUCUGCUGCCCGGGGGGGGACUCCUGCCCACUCCCAACCCACUCUCUCAGAUCGGUGCUGUCCCUUUAGCUGCUUUAGGAGCUCCCGCUCUCGAUCCUGCCCUGGCUGCUCUCGGGCUUCCUGGAGCAAACUUAAACUCUCAGUCUCUUGCAGCAGAUCAACUACUAAAACUUAUGAGCACAGUGGAUCCAAAGUUGAACCAUGUAGCUGCAGGCCUUGUCUCACCCAGUCUGAAGUCAGAUACCUCCAGUAAAGAAAUCGAAGAAGCUAUGAAAAGAGUCCGAGAAGCACAGUCACUAAUCUCUGCUGCUAUAGAGCCCGACAAAAAAGAUGAGAAACGAAGGCAUUCGAGGUCGAGGUCACGCUCCAGGAGGAGGAGGACACCUUCUUCAUCCAGACACAGACGGUCAAGAAGCAGGUCGAGGAGAAGGUCCCAUUCCAAAUCGAGGAGCAGGAGGCGAUCCAAGAGCCCGAGGAGGAGGAGGUCUCACUCCAGAGAGAGGAGCAGGAGGUCGAGGAGCACAUCCAAAACCAGGGAUAAAAAGAAGGAAGAGAAAGAGAAGAAACGUUCUAAAACUCCUCCCAAAAGCUACAGCACAACCAGGCGAUCGAGAAGCACAAGCAGGGAAAGACGACGUAGGAGAAGCAGGAGCGGAUCCCGGUCACCUAAAAAACCCAGGUCUCCUAAAAGGAAAAUGUCCCGGUCCCCAUCUCCAAGAAGACAUAAAAAGGAAAAAAAGAAGGAUAAAGACAAGGAGAGGAGUCGAGAUGAGAGGGAGCGGUCAACCAGCAAGAAAAAGAAGAGCAAAGACAAGGAGAAGGAUCGGGAACGGAAAUCUGAGAGCGACAAGGACGUGAAACAGGUCACAAGGGAUUACGACGAAGAGGAGCAAGGGUACGACAGCGAGAAGGAGAAAAAGGAGGAAAAGAAAAUGGCAGAUUCUUCCUCCCCGAAAGGCAAGGAAUGCGGGGCCGAGAAAGGGAGCGGGGAUUCUGCCAGGGAAUCCAAAGUGAACGGGGACGAUCACCACGAGGAGGACAUGGACAUGAGUGACUGAGCCCUGUCCCCGCAGCCUCGGUGUGUCAUUCCUCUGUCAUUCUUUUACGCUGUACCCGUUAACCCUCAGUUAGAUGUCUGAUAACAGCUCCGCGCUACGCCCCGUUUGUAAACCCCCCCGUACUAACUCCCACCAGAGCAGCCUCCUGGUGACCCCGGGGUGGUGGGGCCCGGCCGUGGGGCUCUCACUGGGCACAGGAAGCCCUGCAGGUGUCCCCAGCAGGCAGGGGCUGGGUGGUGAGAGGCCCCCGCUGACCCAGCUCACCCCAUAGCGUCCCCCACCCCCCACAGACCUCCGUGGGGCACACACAGCCUCCCCGUGCCCGGUCCUGCCGCUCCGGGGGGACCUACUCAAGGGUCUUAAGUGUGACUACACAAAAAAAACCCACAGUCCAUCUGAAAACGAGCGUCCUGAUCCUCCUGAUCGAUCGUCCUCAUCCUCCUGAUCUAGGUAGUUCUUUUGUUUCUGUUGUAUUUUUUUAAGCCAUGUGGCUGGGGUUGCUUGGUUUUGUUUUUCUGGUUUCCUUUGGCUUUUGACAAGAGUUAAAAUGCACUAACCUUUUUGAGGGCUUGGUUUUUUUUUCCUUUUGGAUGGUUUUUAUCUUUUUUUAACUCCGUUCCAGCCCGUCUGGGGCGAGGUGUGGUGGCUCCACAGCCCCGGGGAGGGACAGAUCUCCGCGUGCCCAGUGACAGAGGGUCGAUCGGCGCGGUUUCCCUGAUCAGGGGGUUUGAUUUUGUUGCAGAAAAGGGUAGUGCAUUUUAAACCUGACCUUCCUACGCUUUCCAAAGCAGGUCGACUUGAUAAUGUACUUUUUACUUGGAUCUCCAGUUGUAUAAACUAAUAAAUUUGUGUUUGCUGUCACUGCAGUAGUAGCCUCAUGCGCACGGUGAGCCCGCCCUCUCCGCAGAGUAGUUAGAGCAGCCCUUUCCUCCCUCCCGCCCCUUCCAGAGCUUUUACUUUUGUGCAGGUAAAAAACCAACCCCGAGCCGAGCGGGGGCUGGGUCUGUGCCAUGUCGAUGUACAGUUUCUGAAAUUGUUUUACAGAACUUUGAUAAUAAAAACCCUUAAACUCACA
Molecule: messenger RNA, 2856 nt
Organism: Calidris pugnax (ruff)
Lineage: Eukaryota; Metazoa; Chordata; Aves; Charadriiformes; Scolopacidae
Gene: SRSF11
Product: serine/arginine-rich splicing factor 11
Source: RefSeq, a predicted model, not a curated record